AUGGAGACCCCGUCCGGGACCUCCGCCGUGCCUGACAACUACCACCCUGACUGCGAGGCCGCCGUCAACUACCAGAUCACCCUGCACCUCUACGCCUCCUACGUGUGCGCGUCCAUGGCGUCUUACUUGGACGGCGCAGGCCUCAGGCACUUGGUCGAGUUCUUCCUGCAGCAGUCGAGCAAGGAGAAGGAGCACGCGGAGAGGCUGAUGCAGCUGCAGAACCAGCGCGGGGGCCAAAUCCACCUGCGCAACAUCAGCAGGCCUGACCGCAACAACUGGGAGAGCGGCCUGAAGGCCCUGGAGUGCGCCUUGCACCUGUCCGUGGUGGUGAACCAGAGGCUGCUCGAUCUGCACCAGCUGGCCACCCAGAAGGGGGACACCCAACUGUGCGGUGUCCUGGAGACUCACUACCUGCACCAACAGGCGAUGUGCGUCAAAGAGUUGGGGGACCACGUCACCAAGCUGCGCAAGGUGGGAGCCCCGAAAUCCGGCCUGGCCGAGUACCUCUUCGACAGGCUCACCCUGGGCGGCAGCAAGAACUGA
Messenger RNA from Pteronotus mesoamericanus, 543 nucleotides. RefSeq names its product ferritin heavy chain-like. The record is from RefSeq and is a predicted model, not a curated record. Gene Ontology annotation, biological process: iron ion transport; intracellular iron ion homeostasis. The transcript has a single exon. Bases 1 to 543 code for a protein of 180 amino acids. Gene Ontology annotation, cellular component: cytoplasm. Gene Ontology annotation, molecular function: ferrous iron binding; ferric iron binding. Lineage: Eukaryota; Metazoa; Chordata; Mammalia; Chiroptera; Mormoopidae.